This is a messenger RNA of Brenthis ino (lesser marbled fritillary), 798 nucleotides long. Lineage: Eukaryota; Metazoa; Arthropoda; Insecta; Lepidoptera; Nymphalidae. The record is from the annotation of a GenBank genome assembly.
AUGUCUUCAAGGUCGAAAAAGAUAAUGGAAUUGAUUAAUUUUACAACUGAACCUGCUCAUGAUACAAAAGCUCAAAUUCAAGAUCCCAUUCUGAACCCAGACCCUAGUCAAUCUCCUAUAGAUGAAGAUAGUUCAGUUCAGAAUGAUGUAGUUGAUGUCGCGAUGUUACGUGAUAUUUUUGUUAACUACAAUGUUUCACCCGUACAUUCUGGUGAAAUAAGUGCAGAUAUCAGCGACAAUGACGAUCCAACCUAUGAUAGUCAAAUAAAAAAAAAGAAAAUAGAACCAGUACAUCCUUCAUCACGUCGAUCAACAUCUAGCUCCAGCAGAUCCUCAUCCUCCAGUUUAAGCAGCUCCGGCAGUUCCAGCAGUUCCUCAUCUUCAUCUUCUGAUGAUGAUACUGUGGUACAACCUUCUACUUUCGAUCACGUGGAUGAUAAUACUAUCAAUAACACAGAUACUACAGCUAAUGGACAGUCAACAAACGGACAAGCAACAAGUAAAAUUGAAAACUCUGAAAUGAACGAACUCAACAUAGAAGAAGAAAUAGAGAUUAUUAAGAAGAAAGGUAGAAAGCGCACAAGUAAUCCUCAAAAAUGGAAACAAAACUUAAAUAAAAUUCUAAGAAAUUCUGGACGAUCUUAUGAGACUACGAAAAAGAAAACUGUUGCGGCUCGUGAAGUGAAACCACCUUGUACAGACAAGUGCAGGCUUAAAUGUUAUGAAAAGUUUACAUCUCUUCAAAGACAGGCUAUUUUUGAUACCUAUUGGAAUAUUGGUGAACUCAAUCUGUGUGCU